Messenger RNA from Oppia nitens, 489 nucleotides. Its product is annotated as aldehyde dehydrogenase, cytosolic 2-like. The transcript is spliced from 3 exons. Gene Ontology annotation, molecular function: aldehyde dehydrogenase (NAD+) activity. Bases 1 to 489 code for a protein of 162 amino acids. The record is from RefSeq and is a predicted model, not a curated record. Lineage: Eukaryota; Metazoa; Arthropoda; Arachnida; Sarcoptiformes; Oppiidae.
AUGGCCAGUUUGAUAUUGGAGGUUGUUCGGUUAUGCCAAACAGCUGGCCGAGCACUGGCCGAACACAGAUGCGGGAUACAGUUUUUUAACGGCUCUACACGCGCCAAGUUGGCCAACAAAUUGGUAGUGUUGGGCAAUCUGUACGAUCCGUUAACAAAAUUUGGUCCAUUAAUCGAUGGCCGACAAUAUGAAAAAGUAAUGUCAAUGAUAGAGACGGGUGUCCGGGAAGGCGCCCGACUAAUGACUGGUGGCAAACGAUGGGUGAUUGAUAGGACAAAUAACAGUGACUACGGUCUGAAUGCCGGUGUCUUUACCGAUGAUAUCAACAAAGCACUGGUAGUCGCCAGUGAACUGCAAGUAGGAAAGGUAGCCAUCAAUAUGCACAGUUCGUUUGAGUGCAGAUGCCGUUUGGCGGUUGCAAACAAUCAGGAUUUGGCCGAAUAUUCGGUAAAGACUGUCUACAAGAGUAUCUCGAAGUCAAAUCGGUAA